Molecule: messenger RNA, 2607 nt
Organism: Osmia bicornis bicornis
Lineage: Eukaryota; Metazoa; Arthropoda; Insecta; Hymenoptera; Megachilidae
Exons: 2
Coding region: 1-2607 (868 amino acids)
Source: RefSeq, a predicted model, not a curated record
AUGACGGAAGAUCUCGUAAAAAGGCUCGCGAUCCCGAAGAAACAAUGUCAUGUUCCGGUGGGGGUUCUCAAUACUUUGACUACGGUUGCAAAACAUAUCGUCACGGCUACUAUUCGUUCUAAACACGACAACUAUCAACGCACACUAACAUUCUUAACGAUACCAAAAAUUGCAUCUUUGAUCCCUGAUCAACCGAUUGACCGUUCGAACAUUCAAAUUCCGAAGAAUAUCAAGUUAGCAGAUCCAGAAUUUCACCGUCCGGCGCCGAUUGAUUUGUUACUCAGCUCUGGAACUGCAUUGUCGCUAAUCAGCGUUGGACAGAUUAAUCUCUCUCCUCCUAAUGGACUCAAUCUGUAUCUGCAGAAAACGAGAUUCGGGUGGGUCAUCGGGGGGAGUCCGCCGAAAACUUCGAAACCGCGAAUCGUUUCUUGCAACGCGACUACCGCGCUGCAGCUCGACCUCGCUCGGUUUUGGGAGAUCGAAGAGGGUCCUCAAGUCCAACUCCUCUCCGAAUCGGAUAAAUUCUGCGAAAAACAUUUUCAACAGCAUGUUACAAGGAAUAGUGACGGUCGAUACGUAGUUGCAUUGCCUUUUAAUGACGAACUAUUGCGGCUCGGGGAAUCUAGAGCAAGAGCAUUAAAACGCCUGGAAUCUCUUGAACGAAAGCUGCAACGAGAUAACACAUUAAAAAGGGAGUAUCAUGCGGUUAUGCAGGAGUACCUUGACCUCGGACAUAUGGCCAAGGUUAGCAACAAUCUGCAUUCAUCCGAUGGAUACUACCUACCGCAUCAUGGAGUCGUGAAAGUAACUAGCGAGACCACUAAACUUCGGGUGGUGUUCGACGCUUCCGCGGCUACUAGCACGGGCAUUUCUUUGAACGACGCGUUGCACACAGGGCCAAAGAUACAAGAAGAUUUGCUAUACAUUCUUCUACGAUUUCGUAUUCAUCGAUACGUAAUAACCGGUGAUAUCGAGAAGAUGUAUAGGCAGUUUCUCGUACGCGACGAGCAUCAAAAAUAUCAACGCGUUUUGUGGCGUGACGCGAGCGGCGAAAUUCAAACAUAUGAAUUAAAAACGGUUACUUUCGGACUUUCCGCGGCUCCGUACUUGGCAAUUCGCUGCCUAACACAAUUGGCCCAAGACGAGGGACACCGGUUUCCUCGUGCUGCGCAGAUCUUGUGUCGGGAUUUUUACGUAGACGACCUGUUAACCGGGGCAUCCACGAUACAAGAUGCAGCAUCAUUACGGGAAGAUCUGACACAAUUACUAAAAUUAGCUUCCCUCAAUAUACGCCAGUGGGCUUCCAACCACGAGGAUCUUCUGCGAGACCUUCCGGAAGAGGCGAUCAAUAAGAGGAUUCGCAUCGGAGAACCGUCUACAUUAAAAACAUUGGGCAUAAUUUGGGAUUCUGCAAAUGACUCCAUAUCGUAUGAGGUCAAAACGCAGAUCUCAAAUUUACACGUAACUAAGCGAUUUAUCACAUCGGAAAUCGCCAAAAUUUACGAUCCCCUAGGUCUCCUUGGACCGGUUAUCAUCGUUGCGAAGAUGUUACUUCAAAAGAUCUGGACCAUCAAGGUGGACUGGGAUGAGUCUUUACCAAUGGACAUCCACACUGAAUGGAAACAAUUUCAGAUGCAGCUUCCUCUUUUGAACAACACCGUCUUUCGGAGAAGAACCGUGAUCGAUGCACCAACUAAGAUCGAAUUACAUGGUUUUUGCGACGCAAGCGAGAGAGCCUAUGGAGCCUGUGUCUACCUUAGAUCAACGGACAAGCAUGGCCACACCAACUUGGAACUUUUAUUAGCUAAGUCUAAGGUGGCACCUUUGAAGACACAGAGCAUUCCAAGACUCGAGCUUUGCGGAGCCCUACUCUUAACGAAGUUACACGAUAUUAUCAAAAAGGCUUUGCACAUUAAAAUCCAUCGUAGCAUCUUUUGGACCGAUUCAACAAUUGUUCUCCACUGGUUGCGAACAUCUCCGCACACAUUAAAGACAUUCGUCGCAAACCGGGUUUCGGAAAUCCAGGUGCGAACGAAUGUAAGGGAUUGGCGUCACGUUCCGACGGCAGACAACCCGGCAGACCUCAUUUCGCGGGGACAAUAUCCCGAAGAGUUUUUGCAACCCUCCAUCUGGCAUCACGGGCCAGGAUGGCUCGAAGAAGAGGAAAUUUCGUGGCCUACGAGGGAUUUGACGCCGUGUAGCAUCAUUCCGGAACAAAAGACUGCGAUUUGCUUAACGACAACACCUUUGGAUAACAGCAUCCUCGAUAAAUACUCUUCGUGGGAGAAGAUGCGAAGGAUUGUCGCAUGGUGCCUCCGGUGGAAAAAGGAUAACAACUACAAAGGUCCCUUGACGCCGAUAGAAUUGAAGUAUGCUCAGGACAGCAUUAUUAAACUGUUACAACGGAUGCAUUUUUCCAAGGAAUUACGCUGUUUAUCAUCAAAAACCAACGUCGAAAUCGCGGGAAAAUUGCAGCGAUUGGCUCCAUUCAUAGACAAGGAUGGUAUUAUCCGGACGCCGUUUCUGGCCUAUAGACGGUCGCAACCAGGUAUGGAAGGCGUUGCGCACUUGUACCCGUUGUCUCCGAGCUCGACCGCCAGACACUAA